AUGGGAAAACGUCGACGUGAUGAGAAAGAUUUCCAUUUCGAUUAUUAUUUCUUCUUACGACUUGCAGAUAUUUCAAAAAUUCUCUUCCCACGCAUCGAGUGGGCCGUACUGUUCACGCUUGCUACGCUUUUUUUUGCUAUUGCCAGUGAAGUGUUAACAUUCUUGACGGGUAUGAUACCGGGCCGGAUAUACCAGGCAUUAGCCGAUAAAAGUAAAUCCGAGUUCUGGCAUGUUUUUCUCAUUGGCUCAAUUGUAUAUACCGGCAAAUGUGUGUUAGUAACUUUGAAAUCGUUCACAUCAUGGCAGCUCUAUUUAAGUUGGCGCAAAAAUGCGGUAAUCAAACUUCAGCAGUGCUACUUUAAUAAUCAUGCAUACUAUAAAAUCAACAAUAUUGAUGAUUAUGGCGUCGAUAAUCCUGAUCAGCGUAUCACGCAGGAUACUGAAAGAAUGUGUAAUCAAUUAGCAAUUAAUAUAAUGCCUUCUAUACUGAUCGGACCAUUUGUUAUUGCUUUUUAUACCUACAAAACAUACAUCAGUACUGGUGGUUUGGGUAUUGCUAUUAUCUGUGGCUAUUUUAUUGUUGGUAUUAUUGUCAACAAAUUUCUUAUGUCACCGAUGGUCAAAUGGAAUGCUCGAGUAGAAAAAGCUGAAGGUGACUUCAGAUACAAACAUGUUUCCAUACGGAAUAAUGCCGAAUCAAUUGCGCUAUACGAAGCGGAACCAUUCGAGCAAUACGAAUGCAAUCGAAUAUUUAUGUUACUUUGGUGGCGACAAUUUAAAUUCAUGUGCUGGAAAUUACCGAAUUUAUUUUGGCAGCAAUUUUACGACUAUUAUGGUGGCAUUUUGAGCUAUGCAAUACAAUUCAUUCCGAUAUUAAUUACUGGAUUAUAUGAUGAUUUACCAAUACAAGAUUUAGGAAGGAUUAUAAGUAAUAAUGCAUUUGUAUACAUGUACCUAAUCAAUAGUUUCACGCGAAUAACAGACGUAGCACUUAGCACAGGUGAAAUGGCUGGCAUUCUUCAACGGUGGGUGAUAUUUGACCGAAAUGAUGAUUUUGUAGUUGAUUCAGCAUUUAAAAAAAAUGGCACUAAUAAGCUUAUGAUAUAUGAUAUUCAUAAUAUCAGCUAUACAUUACCAAACUGUUAUCCCACUCAAAAGCUACUGAAAGAUUUUUCGUUUGCAAUUAAUAAGGAUGCAAAAAUUUGGAUAACAGGCCCCAGUGGAAGUGGGAAAACUUCACUCAUACGAGUGCUAUCACGAUUAUGGCAACAUGAAACUGGAUAUAUCAGAUGUGGAUUAAAACGUGGGCAAAUUUUACGAUUAUCACAAACGCCUUAUUUUCCUUGCGGUCAUUUAAGUUUAUUUCAACAAAUUAGCUUUCCAGCAACAGGCAUUUCGAAUAGCAUCGAGCGGAUUGAUAACGAUUAUGUGUCGAUUACUAGCAUUUUAAACGAAUUAAAACUUGAUUGGUUAAUUGAACGCUGUGAAGGCCUUUUCAAUCCAGUUGAAUUUGAAUGGCAAGAUACAUUGACACCAAGUGAGCAACAACGACUUGCAUUCGCUCGAGUGUUGUUUCAACAGCCGCAACUCGUUAUCUUAGAUGAAUCGAGCAGCUGCAUCGAUUUGGAAAUCGAAGAACACAUCUAUCAACUUCUUAUUUCAGUAUAA
Messenger RNA from Acanthocheilonema viteae, 1668 nucleotides. NCBI's taxonomy places the organism in Eukaryota, Metazoa, Nematoda, Chromadorea, Rhabditida, Onchocercidae. The record is from the annotation of a GenBank genome assembly.